This is a messenger RNA of Labeo rohita (rohu), 6179 nucleotides long. It is a transcript of the gene fhod3b, whose product is annotated as formin homology 2 domain containing 3b. Lineage: Eukaryota; Metazoa; Chordata; Actinopteri; Cypriniformes; Cyprinidae. The transcript is spliced from 29 exons. The coding region runs from base 296 to 5377 and encodes 1693 amino acids. Gene Ontology annotation, molecular function: actin filament binding. Gene Ontology annotation, cellular component: cytoskeleton; cytoplasm. Gene Ontology annotation, biological process: cortical actin cytoskeleton organization; cardiac myofibril assembly; sarcomere organization. The record is from RefSeq and is a predicted model, not a curated record.
UAGUCAUCAGACAGACUGUAGAUGUCCCGUCCCGUCCCGUCCCGUCUGCAGCAGUCUGCCUCAGCACCUUGCCUGCCCGACAUGCCCUUGGAUAUUACCGGCCCUCCUCUUGCGAGAAACUACUGUAGACAUAUAGAAACCACUGAACACUAACAGAGGACAUCGCAGUAGGACGGAGUGUACCUGGAUUCUUGACACUUUUACACUGCGUCUCAUCUAAAGGAUUUUUUUAGUCGGUCUAUACUUUUUUGUUGUUGUACCGACUUUUUUCCAAAUCGACGUGUAUGGAUGUACCAUGGCUACGUUUGCAUGCAGGGUGCAGUUCUUAGAUGAUACUGAUCCAUUUAAUAGCACAAAUUUUCCGGAGCCGACCAGACCCCCACAUUUCACAUUCAGAGAGGAUAUUCCGCUCAUCAAUCAGAUCGCUGGAAUUCACAGACUUCUGAAAGCCCCACACAAGCUCGAUGACUGCGCUUUACAGUUGUCUCAUAAUGGCAGUUAUCUGGACUUGGAGUCCACCUUGGCCGAGCAGAGAGAUGAACUGGAAGGCUUUCAGGAGGAUGGAGGGAGAGGAAAGAAGCACAGUAUUAUUCUGCGAACACAGCUGUCUGUCAGAGUCCAUGCCUGCAUAGAAAAACUCUACAACUCAACCGGACGUGAGCUGCGAAGAGCGCUGUUCUCUCUGAAGCAAAUCUUUCAGGAUGAUAAAGAUCUGGUGCAUGAGUUUGUGAUGGCUGAAGGACUCACAUGUCUUAUAAAAGUGGGAGCUGAGGCUGACCAGAACUACCAGAACUACAUCCUCAGAGCUCUUGGACAAAUCAUGCUGUAUGUGGAUGGAAUGAAUGGGCUUAUUGGACACAAUGAAACUGUACAGUGGCUUUACACACUGGUCGGAUCAAAGUUCCGGUUGGUUGUUAAAACUGCUCUGAAGCUGCUGCUGGUUUUCGUGGAAUACACAGAAUCCAACGCACCUCUGCUCAUCCAGGCUGUCAACACCAUAGACACCAAGCAAGGCUGUAAGCCCUGGUCCAAUACCAUGGAAAUCCUGGAUGAGAAAGAUGGAAUGGACACUGAGCUGUUGGUUUAUGCCAUGACCCUUAUCAACAAGACAUUAGCAGGUCUUCCUGACCAGGACACGUUCUAUGAUGUGGUUGACAGUUUGGAGGAGCAGGGCAUGGAGGCCGUGGCCCAGAGACACAUCAACAGGAAAGGCACAGAUUUGGACCUAGUGGAACAGUUCAAUAUCUAUGAGUCAACCCUUCGUCAUGAAGAUGGUGAUGAUGAGGCACAGCCUCCUCCAUCUGGACACAAAAGUCGGCGUCGGGCCAGCGUUGGGGCCACACCUGAGAGGCGAGGUUUGGAACGCCGCCGCAGCCGAAGACACUCACUCCAAAAUGGGAAAGGCCACACCUCUGCUCCUUCUUCCCCCUGUCACAGCCACACACCCAACAUCCUGCCCCUCAAUGGCCAGAGAAUAGAUGAUAUCAGCGAAAGAGAGGAGGAAGAGGAGGAAAAAGAUGAGGAGCUUCAGAAAACACAGCUCUCUAGACAGGCAUCCGGAAGCUGGAUGCCAUCAACAGUAGAUGAAGCUUCUAGCUUGUGUUUGCCUUUAAAGUGCAUGGUCAACUUCAUUCCCAAUGCCGCCGAUACAGACAAUGAGGAAAACCUCCGGGACAGGUCUGGGAUCAAGGUUAUCCGCAAAGCCCCAGUGUCCUCCCCUCCUUUUACCCCAGAUUUUGGCCCCCCAAUAUCACCCAGACUGUCUUCUUGGGCUUCGGUCAGGUCCUUGGGGGCCCUCCCGUCCCGGGGUUCCUCUGUCACCUCCUCAGCCUCCACCUCCCCAAGCGAAGACCCCUUGUCCCCUGUCCCUCCUCUGCUUUCCUCCACUCUUCUUUCUACUGGCACAGUGGAUUCGGACGAGGUGUCUGUGGGCACUCCUCAGGCUCGAGACCCAGACAAGCACGGCAGUCUGUCAGAUGUUAGAUACUCAAACACAUGCAGUUCAUGUGGCAGCAAUGGCUACACCGGUACGUAUCCUGGCAGGUCAUCUGGGGUGUCCAGUGCCCCCUCCACACCCUAUAACCGCUUCGGCCCCUCAGGAGGUCCACCUGCAGACAGUAAGCCUGACAGGCCGACUCUAGGUGGAUUGUUGACCUCCUCCUACAGGCAACAUCAGGAGUCUCUGAAUGCAGAACGUGAGCGGAGACGUCUGGAGCGAGAGGAGAGACUUCAGCGCAUUGAACGAGAGGAGAGAAACCGUUUCAAUCGUGAUUAUGUGGAUAAGAGAGAAGAGGUUAGACAAGCUCGAGAAGAAAGAUAUAAGCAAUUGGAGCGAUUGGCAGCAGAGGAAAACGAAAAGGAACGGCCGAGGUCGACAACACGGGGCCGAACAGAAAUCACCCUCAGCCUGAGUUCACGAACCUCCAGGAGCUCCUUGUCUCGUUCUGCCACCCCUUUGACUGUAGAGGCUCAAGAGGAUAAGCGUGUCCCACAUCCAGCACGAGGAACUGAGUCUGAGACAAGCCGUCCGGUGCAGGCAGCAGUCGUAUGGCCUUCCUCAGAGCCUCCCUCUGCCUCAGCGCCUGCGCCGGUCUCACCCUCCGAACCAGAGGAGGAACAGAAACCUGUGGAACCAUCAGACAUCACACUCUGUCUGUCUCCAACAAACUCUGAGCCAGAGAGACCUGAGACAGAGGAGAAAGCGGAGGAUGCUAAAGCCGAGGAGGGUGAGGCAAUGGUGUUGAGUGGAUUGGAAGAUGAAAAGAAAGAAGAACCAGAAGGAAACUUUGAGGAAGAUACUAAUGGAACGGGUACAGAGGAGUGUGUGAGAGAGCAGAUGUUAGAGAGGGAUGUAGAGGAGAGUGCCAUCCUGAGUGAGAAGGAGAGGCAGAAUGAAGAGCUGAAUGAGAAAGAUAACUGCUCAGCCUCCAGCAUCUCCUCAGCCAGCAGCACUCUGGAGAGAGAAGAACGAGAGGAGAAACACGUCAGUGACAGUGACUCAGGCCAGUGGACAGACUGUAUGAAUGCAGCGGAUGUGAACGAUCAGUGCAACAAAGUUCUUAACAGCAAACGCUUCAUGCUGGACAUGCUUUAUGCUCAAAACAAGAAAGGAGAGGAGGAUGAGAAAGAAAAGGAGAAUGAGAAUGAGAAAGGGUGUUCAGGUCAGGACUCCUCUGUGACCAGCCUUGCUAAUCGCAUCUCAACUCUGGAGGCACGUCGGCAGACUUGCGAGGACAACAUGAAGAAACUGGAUGUGGAGCAUCUGGAUAACCAGGGUAGCGUACGGGCUGUGGCUGAGAAAUUUGGAGAUUUGGUGAAAGGACUGGUAUUGCCUCAUGAGGUGGAGCAUUCUGGGAAGGAAAAGCAGCAGGCACAGGAAAAACCUCUUCCGGCUCCUUCACCAACACCCCCUAAAAAGGAGUCGGACCACAUAUGGGACCAGCUGAUGGCCACGCCACGGGAGCUACGCAUCAAAGAGCUGGACUUCACGGACUUGGGAGAGGAGGAUGAUGUGGACAUUUUGGAUGUUGGCAACAUGAUCGGGUCAAGUGACCUCACACCACCUCCUCCCCCGCCUCUCUGCUUGCCCAGCCUUCCACCCCCGCCACCGUUAUUUGGAUGCCCUCCACCUCCCCCUAUGCCGGGCAUGAUGAUGCCCCCUCCGCCACCUUUUUUGGCUUCAAUACCUCCCUCACAUCUCGGAUCUCCUCAGCUUAGUCGAGGAGAGCCUCCGCUGUUCCAGAAGAAGAAGAAAACCAUCCGGCUGUUUUGGAACGAGGUCAGACCUAUAGACUGGCAAUACAACAACCACAAGAGAUGCAGGGAGUCACUGUGGUCCAAACUUGAUCCGGUCAAACUGGACAUAGCCAAGUUGGAAAACCUCUUUGAGACAAAAUCCAAGGAGUUGCCAGUUACAAAGAAAACGGCAGCAGAUGGGAAGCGUCAAGAAAUCAUCGUUUUGGAUUCCAAAAGAAGUAAUGCCAUCAACAUUGGCCUGACGGUCCUGCCGCCUCCUCGCACCAUCAAAACAGCCAUCCUCAACUUUGACGAAUACGCCUUGAGCAAAGAGGGCAUAGAGAAAAUCCUGACAAUGAUUCCUUCGGAGGAGGAGACGCAGAAGAUUCAGGAGGCCCAGCUGGCGAACCCCGACACGCCGCUGGGCAGCGCAGAGCAGUUCCUCCUCAUUCUGUCCUCCAUCAGCGAGCUGUCCGCCCGCUUGCAGCUUUGGGCCUUUAAGAUGGACUAUGACGCUCUAGAGAAGGAAGUAGCAGAGCCACUCCAGGACCUGAAGGAGGGCAUGGACCAAUUAGAAAAGAAUAAGACGCUGCGCUACAUCCUUUCAACUCUGCUAGCUAUUGGCAACUUUCUCAAUGGGACCAAUGCUAAAGGCUUUGAGCUGAGUUACCUAGAGAAAGUUCCUGAGGUGAAGGACACUGUUCACAAACAGUCUCUACUGCAUCACGUCUGCUCCAUCGUCGUGGAGAAGUUUCCAGAAAGUUCAGACCUCUACUCUGAGAUUGGAGCUAUCACUCGCUCUGCUAAGGUUGACUUCGACCAGCUGCAGGAAAACCUAUCUCAGAUGGAGCGUCGCUGCAAAGCAUCCUGGGAUCACCUAAAGGUCAUAGCCAAACACGAAAUGAAACCAGCCCUUAAGCAGCGCAUGUCGGACUUCCUUAAAGACUGUGCAGAAAGAAUUAUCAUCCUAAAAAUCGUGCAUCGUCGCAUCAUAAACAGGUUUCACUCAUUCCUGCUGUUCCUGGGCCACCCUCCUUACGCAAUACGAGAGGUGAGCAUUCAUCGCUUCAGUAAGAUUCUGAGUGAAUUUGCACUUGAAUACCGAACCACCAGAGAGCGAGUGCUGCAGCAGAAGCAGAAACGAGCCAAUCACCGUGAGAGGAACAAGACCCGGGGCAAAAUGAUCACAGAGAGUGAUGAGGAAGAGGAUGAUGAGAGUGGGAAGUUUGCAGGGACUCCUCUGGAGGGUCAGGAGAGUCAGCCGCAGGGUUUGGGCUACACGGAGGACGCAGCUGAACAUGAGCAGAUGACUGCAGUACUUCGCACCAGCCUGCAGGGUGGCGACAGUCAAUCCUCUGUCCUCCCCGGCCUCCGCACACGGACUCGAGCCACUCGAGGCCAUACAGCACUUUUGUCUGCUGCAAAUGAAGACACUUCUAAUUGCACAAAUGACACAGCGGAUGAAAUCAUGGAACGCAUUGUGAAAUCAGCCACUCAGGGCCCCAGUCAGCGCGCACAGCCCCGUGAGAGGAGACGCUCCAGAGCCAACCGCAAAUCCUUAAGAAGAACACUGAAGAACGGUCUUACGCCAGAAGAGGCGCAGGCGCUGGGAUUGGCCAGCAGCUCCGAGAUGCAAGUGUGAGACAGCAGCAGCCGCUCAGGGUCUCGGCACACACACCUAAACACAAACAAGCUAGGACAGGUCACUUUAGCUCGUGUUUGCUUUCCUCUGGAGCGGGUGCAUGUUUCUGGGUUUGUGUUUUACGACGGUUAUUGCUGUGGACAAUUUGUAUUCUCACAGGGGAAAGGGAUUAUAAUCACUAACCCACUAUACUUUAGUUAUCCUGGGACGUGUAGUCAGACCAUACUCCAUUUACUAGCUUAUGCAUUUUGUCCCAAGGUGGUCGAAGAGAAUCAUUGAAACCACUCAGGUGCAUGUUCACUGUUCCUGCGGACUGUUAAUGAUAUCCCAAACAUUGUUUUAAUGCAUUUUUGAAAGAGAACAAGCACAGUUGCAGCGCAACUUCCUGAUGCACAACAUUUAUAGACGCUCACACACACACACACACAGCCUGUAGAAUGCUGAUUGUCCAGUUCUCCAGUACAGAGACGAACGUCCGUCUCUUACCGCUGUGGCCUUCAGAAUGAUCCCAAAGAACCGUGUUCGAAGAUGACUGGAUGCUGUCUCACCGUUUUUGUUUUGUACUGGCUGUUUGGAUAAAUUCAAAAGGCAUUGAAUAGUAGCACCUUUAACGUUCAUAUCUUGUGUAAAUCAGCAGCGAUUCUUCCCUGGUUUACUGCUGUGGUAAAACUUGUUUGUUUCUUUGUUUGUCCUGUUUUAAAAAAAGCAGGGCUUCUCAUGUCACAUGUCCGACUGCUUUCAGAUAGCUUUAGGUUGCGCAAGAGUGAUAGGGAAAAAAAAAAAAACAUAAAAAACGUAAAAC